UAAUAAAAAAAAAUGUAUUCAAAAUUAUUCACUCGAUCCAUUAAACAACAGCGUUUUAUGCAAAGAAGAAACUAUGUUGUUGCCAAAAAUGACUUGCGAGCAAAUGACAGUAAGGGUCUUAUCUUUGCUGGUCUAGCAGUUCUUGGUGCUGGUGGUUACUAUUACUACAAGAAAGCAAAUGAAGAUGACAGUAAGUUGAUUGGUUUUUUAUAAGAAUGAUGUUAAUAACAGCAAUAGACCUUCCUCCAGAUUUAAAGAAGAAAGUAAAAAACACGGUCAAUGAUACUACAACCAAUCAUAAAGCACAAGACAACCCUAUGGUUGCCGAAAAAGUUUCAUCUGAUAAAAGCAAGCCAGACUGGGAAUCUAAGCUUGAACAAGGCUCAAAGGAUACCAACAAGGACACCAGUCGCUUAGUCGGAAAGGACACGGACAAGGUGAAAGGUGUUUGGGAAAACAAAGACAAAGAUGAUCAAGUCUCUCGUACGCCUGCCUCUGUGAAUGAACAGAACGAAGGUAGUUCCUUUUGGAAUAACUUGUUGAGCGGUAACAACACCGAGCAAACAAGCGGUGCAUCCAAAACCAAGUUAGAAGCUCAGGAUGACACUACCAAGAAGGGCUCUUUCAGCAGCUGGAUCACGGGCUCAAAUGAAAAACGCCCCAGUACGGGUAACCCCAUGGUAGAUGAAAAGCUUUAUCCGGGCAAGACCAAGACAGAGAAGGACGAACGUAUGGAAGCUUAUGCAAAUGACGUAAUUCAUGAUACAAGCAACCUUGUCGAGAAGGAUACGGACAAGAUUAAGAGUGUUUGGGAAAAGCGAAGCAAGCCUAACAUUACUGACUCUCCUAAUGAAGAAAAGAAGUCUUUCUGGUCAAGUCUCUUUGGUUCGUCUAAAGAAAAGGAAGCCGAUGCUUCUUGGAACAGUGCAAAAGAUAAGUUGAAUGAUGCUAAAGAAGACACAGCCUCCACUGCUCAUCGUGAUGCUCAAAGACUCUCCGGCGCUUGGGGCGACGCCAAGCACGCGGCUUCUGCUGAAUCGGACCGUCUCAAGCAGGAUGCGAAUGCUACCUGGGACCGUGCAAAGGAUAGAGCUUAUGCUGAUGUUAACUCUGUCAAGAAUCAAGCUGAAUCUACGUGGAACCACGCCUCUGCUAAAGCCAACAAUGCAUACGAUUCUGCUCAGGAAGAAAGUGCUCGCUUAAAGCGCGAAGCUAGCGAUGAAUACAAUUAUCAAAAGAAUCGUUUGAGUGGCAGCAUAAACGGUCUUCAUCGAGAAGUCUCUGAAAAUGCCGACCGAUGGAAGGACCAGGCCGAGCACAAGGCCAAGAGCUGGUACGAAAAGGGCACAGAACAAGUCAAGAGUGGGCUCUCUACUGUCAAGGAUACCGCUAGUCAAGAUAUCCAAUGGGCAGAACGCAAGGUUCAAGAUAGCUUAAGCACCGCCAAAGGUGAGGUGGAUCGCUUGUUUGGCAAAAACGAAACAGGUCCUACUGGCUUGCAAGGACACUUUGUCCGUGGCGAAAAUUUUGCUGAAGAAGAAGAAGGUGUAUUGAGACCUACUCGGGAUGAAUUAGGUCGUGUGCCUGCUAGAGUUAUUGUCGAACACGCUCGUGGCUCUGAUAUGUAAAUAUAAUAGUUUAUUGUCUGUAUAAAUAAAAUCAUGUUAUUCUAUUACCGCG
Messenger RNA from Rhizopus microsporus ATCC 52813, 1680 nucleotides. RefSeq lists its product as uncharacterized. The record is from RefSeq and is a predicted model, not a curated record. The transcript has a single exon. The coding region runs from base 216 to 1628 and encodes 470 amino acids. Lineage: Eukaryota; Fungi; Mucoromycota; Mucoromycetes; Mucorales; Rhizopodaceae.